AUGUGCGUUCACAUUCAAUCGGAUCAAUCGAUAACUUUUGCCGGAACUACCGAUCCAGCUGGAUUUGCUGUUUUGAAAUCGAUUGGUGGAGUUGGCGGAAAAAAGAACAACGAACAUGCCGCUGAACUUUUUCCGAUUAUUGAAAAACAUUUGGGAAUUGCUGGAAAUCGGUAAGAGAUUUAAUUUAAGCUUGAAAAGAUUUUUAUGAACACAAAACACGAGAAAAAUAUCUUUCAAUGACUUCAAAAAUAGAAAAAUAUGAUUACUUGACAUUUAUUGAAAUGAUAUGAUUUUUAGAUGUAUUUUUGUAUCUGACUCAUCCCAUUGAAUACAUUUUCAUGAAAAUCAUUUUUUUUUCCAGUCUCUACAUCGAAUUCAUCAAUUUGGGUGCCAACGACAUCGCAUUCAGCGGUUCAACUUUUGCCUAA
Messenger RNA from Caenorhabditis angaria, 428 nucleotides. The record is from the annotation of a GenBank genome assembly. NCBI's taxonomy places the organism in Eukaryota, Metazoa, Nematoda, Chromadorea, Rhabditida, Rhabditidae.